AUGUCUUCGCCAGAAGAUAAGGAGAGAACUGCCAGGCCAGUUAGCGUCUCCAACUUUGCCGAUUUUUUCAACAAAUUGUUAACAGGAAGUGAAGAAAAUAAAUGUCAAGCAACCACAACAGACAAGCAAACAACUUUAGAGGUAAAGCUAUUAAUUUGUUGUGAAUUUGGAACUUUUAUAGGCUUACAAACUUUUCAUUUGGCGCUUAUUAAUAUGUUUCAUGGCGGGCUUUGUGCAAUAAAAUAUACCCUGUAUAUAUAUAUAUAUAUAUAUAUAUAUAUAUAUAUAUAUAUAUAUAUAUAUAUAUAUAUAUAUAUAUAUAUAUAUAUAUAUAUAUAUAUAUAGCCUAUUUAUUGCUUUUAUUUGUAACUUUAUUCCCACUGUGUUUGUUUUAGUUCUCUUAGCUUCCUUUAUAUUUUUUGUUUUAUAUUAUAUUCUGUAAUGUGAUUUACAUAUUUUGUUUACACUUUGUUAUGAUUAAAUCAAUCUAAUUGGUUUAUUUUUUCUCAAGUGUUGCUUUCAUAUAUACUUUUAGUAUAAAAGCCCGUGCUAUCCUUUCUACUAACUCUUGACGAAGGGCCCUCGCUCGUAACGUCGAGUUUCUGCUUGUUUAUUUCAGGUAGUAAUAUAAUUACUCAGCACAGCCUUCCCAUUCCUUUCAAUCAAAAUAUUUCAAGAAUCAAACAGUAUAUGAAAAAUCUGUAAUACGAUCUUAUAGAUAAUUUAAACGUUCUUUGCAAGGAGACAAUAUAAUUGUUUGGUGCCAUUGUCGUUUAAAUACGAAAAAAGAGGGAAACGUUUUGUAAAAGAGCUGGCAUUUAACGAUAGGCUUACUAUUUAAGAAAUAGAAAACAUUUUUCGUGAUUCUAUAGAGUUAUAGAAACACGCGUGGACGUUUGGGAGAAACGAGAAAUUGCGUGGCAAAACGAGCACAAAGUGCGAGCGUUUCCACGCAAUUUCGAGUUUCUCCCAAACUUCCACAAGUGUCUCUAUAAACUUUAUAGGAACACGGAAAAAUGUUUUCUAUUUCCUUUAUUAAAUAUAGCUUAUGAAACACAAUAAAAAAUAUAAAGUUACUGAUUUUAAUUACAUUCAUGCAUUCAAAUAUUAAUUAUAUCUUAAUAUACGUUCGUGUAAAGAAUAAAAAGCAUAGCCAAGUAAACAAAUAUAUCGCUGUCAAAACAAAAGACAGCACUUAACAGGCUUACUUUACUAAAGUAUAAAAUUCACUCAACAACGUACAUGCUUGCAAGAAAGCACUGUUCUAAAUAGUUAGUAUACGUUUAAACAUGAUUAAAAACGAUUAAAAACGAUAGUAAACAUGAUUAAAAACGUCGCCAGGAAAUAUUUUUUUUAAAAAACAAAGUAAAUUAAAAUAUCUUACCUUGGCAUACAGUCAAACAGAUACAACGUAUGCUAGCUGAAUUAUACUUUGUGCUUUAGGUCUUUCCUUUCUAAGUUAGCAAAGCGUUGCUUUUUUUUGUGGCGGUUCGUCAGCGUUUUCGGACUUUUCCAAACUUUUUUUUAAUUUUAAAUGUUGUUUGUAUUUUGUUUAAACUCCUGAGCAAUCCACGCAACACGCGUGAAAAUUCCUCGUGUUUCUAUCAAGUUAUAGAAACACGUGCUUUUUUUAGCUUUUGGCCAAUCAGCGCCCGUGUUUUUAAAAUGCUAUUUUAUAAUAUGUAGUAUUACCGAGUAAAUUCAUUGAGAAAUUCUGAAAAAUAAAGUACAGGACAAAACAAUACCACUGGUUUUUCACGCAUCCCUGACAUUACAAAUAAUUGACAAUGAUAUUUUCAGCAAAGGAAUACUCGAAACACUGAGUUGAAAGCUUAAUAAAGGUUUCAUGUCAUGAUCAUGAGUGCAACACCUCAAAAAAUAGGUACGCUGUAGCGUACAUGGCGUCUACUGGAUCAAAAACAAAGAAUGCUUAGUGUGAAUAAAAUACACGGAAUGACCAAUUUUAUUAGAAUAGAAGAUAAACUAUAACAUAUCACACAAAUAUACACUUUAAUUUAUAGUAUAGCUUCCAUAGCAAAUCUGGUGAGCCAAUCAGACCUUAAAUGCUAGUGUAUCAAUUUUACCAUUUCCAAGAUAUUCAUCUUUCGCAAUAUAGUUUGCAGUCAAAUACGUUUAUUGACAGUAGGCGAUAUCUCUUCUCGUAGAUUUCUUCUCGUUUUUGUGUUCCGAUGACACGAUGGCUGGACGUAAUGAAGUUUUGGAUUCAAUUUGAAAACAACGUUAUACACUUGUGAAGAGUAUCUUUCCAAGAUAAACACUAGACAUUCCAUGUUGAUACUUCCAAUUUAACAUUGUUUUCUAAACGUAUAUCAGAUGCUUUUAUGAAUAAUACUUUUUUGAAUAUUUUUUUCAAGUGACAGAGACCAUGGAAAAGUUGCGUUAUGUCAACCUUGAUACAUUAAUUUUUAGUUUGUUGCACAUGUCCGUACCACAGAGUCAAUCGACGGUCCAUUUUAAUGGUCAAAUCUGAUACAGAUUCAACUACAAAAAUGUGUUAAAUUCCUUAUUUCCCCAGGAAUGCUACGCAGUAAAGUGCACAACAGUGAACACAAAAAACUUUCACAAGUAAAUAAUAUAUCAGAAAUUAAUUCAUAAAAAUGUAUUUGAUGUUUUAAAAUAUAUUAUAGAAACUUAGCUUUAUAAAAAAACAAAAAAGCUAUUCCUGGCACAGUAGCACACAUCUGUACCACACGUAUAACAACAGUAUAGUCAAAGGAAUGAAAAUUUUCACUUGUUGUUUUAGGGUAUAAAAUAUAAAUUCAUGAAAUACAAUAUAAAAUCAUCUCAUUCCCUGUUCAUCGAAAGCACUGUCAACGGACACAACCGUAGGCUACAUGUACCUAGCGUCUUUGAACUUCGAAGAUCAAGGUUUAUAUUAAUACCAAACAUAAAAUCGGGAAAAACAAUACUAAUAAUUUUAAUGUAUAAAACUAAAGCAAACAAAGUCAAAGGAAUGAAAGGAUGAAAAAGAUAGAAAAUUCGAGAGUUUUUUAAGGUGCGAGGAAGAGUCAUUCAUGUAAAAAAAUAGCGAGGAAGAGUCAUUCAUGUCAACCACAAUGCAUUAUGUUGUGCUUCCGAACAUGCUUGGCGGCCAUUUUAAUGGCGGAAUAAAUCUUAUCCCAGAGCCAUUGUUGAGUGGCUCUGCAUGGGUACAAGAUUGUGGUGGAAUAACAUAAUAUAUCACUACCGCAGGAGGCAAAUUUGUAUUGGGGGGGGGGGGGCUCUUAUUAGUCAGGGGUGAUUAUUAGGACAAUUUUCCACUCUCAAGCUUUACAGAUUAUCGCUUUUAUCUUUACAUUUUAUGAUCUCAAUUUAUAUCAAAUGUGGAGUCGAACAAGUUCAAACGUAUAAAAUAUUAAUAACCGCAUUGCAUGUGAUCGAAGCUUUAUAAAUAAAAUAUAUUCUCACCGACUUAAUACACUCUGACGCUGAAUACGCGCUAAGCAAAAUACCGAAUAGUCAUUGUCAGUGAAUGACUCAGAAUGAGUGAAAUACAAUAUAUUAAAAGUACGUUAUUAUUUCUCUCGGCAUCUCACCAAUUGAAUACACGAAACUGUAUAUAUUCUCAAAAAAACUUGCUAUAUACUCCAAAAACUCAAAACAGCUUACCUUAAUACUGGACAAACUUUCUUCAAAGCUCGAAAUCAAACCAUUUUAAUAUCGUAAACAGUUCCAAAACUUUCGUAGAUGCAACCCACUCUAAACCUGUUGCCGACAGCAUAAUAUGGCAACUACUGUUCCAGUAGACGCCAAAAACGAGUAAGGCACUUGAAAAUGUGACUUAAAACAAAUAUCUUGCUCUAGGCUACAAUUAAUGUGCCUCAAAAACACUACCAGUUCAGUUUCUUAUUUUAGUCAUUUUUAGUUGCAGGAAGAAGUAAUCGGCUUGACAUUUGAAAAGCAGGUUGGCAGAACACAAGAUUUUAAAAUCUAUUAUGGGAGAAACAGUCGUGGUGUAAGUUCUAAAACGUAUCCGAAAAUCAUGCGCGCGUGAGGGUUGUUGUUCAUACCCACUUGUCAGGGAACAGGACAACUUGGAUAAAACAUGAACGGGUUUCUCCAAGACGAUUAAGGGAAAAAGGAGUUCUGUCGAGAGCAAUUUGAUAUCUUUGAAAAACUCACGACAAUAGAAACUGUCCUAUUAAUUACUAUUUAUAGUAAUACUGCACAAGAAACGUGGCCCACAUUACAAGCGUGGCGCAUCUGAAUAUUGCAAAGAUUACAAUACUUGCGGGGAUCCUGUAACCCUGCCAUGCAGUAUUGAUAUCUUUUUAAUUGUUAAGCAAAACUAAAAGAACAUGGUCAAAAUGCCACAAGUAAUGUUCUGCAUAUAAUUAUGUUUAGAAUUAUGUAUACAAUCAUGUGCAAAGUGCAGGGACAUGCCGAGCGAUAUUUGGUUGGGCGGUGAAUUAGAAAAAAUAGGGCCACCUUUUCGGUUGACCUUUUAAAAAACAAUUUUCCCGAAAGCAAAAAUUUUUCAAAAAUUGUUAGCGACGGGUCGGAGGGGAAGGGAUGUAUAUAUAUUUUUUUCGAAAAUAAAACCUCUAAAAAAAUUUCCAAAAAUUAUUUUGCGGUAAUGGGGAGUUAAAAUUACUUUUUCACACCUUUUUCCAACUCAACUUUUCUGAGUAUUCCUUAAUAUUUAACACAAUCCGCAAUUCCAGCAUUCCAGUCCCUCUCUGAAACAUGCUCAUAUACAUGUAGCGCCUAUACGUACAAGCAAAUGCAUUUUCUUCACAGAAGACAGGUUUGUUCAUUCGAGAUGUUCAGCCACAGAGUGCUCUUGCUGGUGCAAUGAAGCCCGAAGAUCAACUUUUAAAGGUACUGUAUGUCGUAGUUUCUUUGUAAAUUACUACAUUGUUUUGAGGGGUUUUACAAUUUUUACAUGGUUUUGAACCUGAUUAGUGAUUACGUGUAACCAAAAGGGAAGCCAGACUAGAAAAAAAUAAUCAGUGUCAAUGCGCUAUCAUUCAUCAAGAAGUAUCUAUACACCUAUUUGUCAAGAGCUAGAUAUGGAACACUAACACUAAUAUAAUAGUCAUGCUGACUCACGCACAUUGUCUCAGUCACUAAAUGUUGUUAUGGUGACGGUCACAAUAUUUUUUAAUCCGCAGCAACUGAGAGACAGUAUCCCUCUGACAGCAAGGAGCAACUGUUCAUGCAUAAAAUACAUAAUGUUAUACAUACAGCGCGUUUCAAAAAUCUCGCAGAAGCAACGAUGAAAACCAAAACUCCUUGCCGAAGUACGUGACCAGACUUAAGAGUCUGGUCACGUACCUGCCAGGUUUUGAGACCGACAAAUAUAUCCGCUUGGAGAAGUAGUCUAAUAGUCAGAAUAUAAACUUUGAACAGACUGAUCAAAAUACAUACGCGAUGUUUGAAUUGAGUCGCCAAAUGUUAAACGUAUUGAGUUCUUGCUUUGUUUGCACAUUGCCUUGUUUACAUUUUGUUUACACUUUGCUUUGUUUGUACGGGAAAAAAUGUGAGCUCCAUACAAUGAAAUUUGCAAUUGCACCACUAAAUCCGUAGUAUAUCCAUACUAUUUCGAUACUAUUUACAUAGUAUGAAAAUACACAAUUAUGGAUAAUUAAAAUCCAUUCUAUUUCCAAUAAAGGUUCGUUCAAUUUCCAUUCUAUAACCGAUCAAAUUUUUCCAGUGUUGUGAAUGAUACAGUGUAUACUACAGUAUCACUCGGAAGUACGAACCCUACUCUACCCUCCCUAUAGUUAUGAAUAUCCACGUGGCUCUCAAAAUCUGGGAGCCGCCUCACCAGCAUUCACCAGGGUCUCUUCCUCCACAUACAAAGUUUUAUACUGUAGAUCGAAGCUCGUCACAUAUUGACGCUCUUCACGUAAUCAAAAUUUAAAAUAUUUGAGUUUCACAUUGCCAGAUAAAUGAGGAAGAUAUAAAAAAUUCAGAAUCCGGUUAUGUUAACCACAUCCUGGAUAAUUCAUCUGGAACUAUAAGACUAGAAGUCUUAAGGUAAAACUUUACUGACUGUGAAAUACGAGUAACACCUUUUUUCUUCAUUUAUGCUCAUGCAUGACGUUGUAGAUGUAUGGCAGACAAACUCUCAUUAAUUAUUCAGUCUGUUAAGUAUAAGUAAACUUUCAUGAAUUGAGGGAAAUGACUUUGUCAGACGAAAACAAUAUUUUCAAUAGAGAAGUAUUGUGUCCCAACGCGCCAAAACUCAACUGUUUUUCAUCACAAAUUUGUUUUUACACCACGAUAUUUUGUACACGCCAUGUACAGUAAUAUUGAACACACCUUUUCUUUGCAACAUUUUUUAUUUUCAACUUUUUUAUCCAACCAAAAUCCACUCUCGUAUUAUAUCGCGGGCUCGUUCUUUUCUCGCAAAAAAGUCGUAAUAAUGUGACAAAACUAUCGUCGAUUCAAGUUUUGUUGUUAUUUUAGCGCAGUUUUUAAUAUUGUUCGAGUAUUUUUCGAUAUAGUUUUAAGGUCUAGAUGAUGUUUUAAUUUGUCUGAUUUGCCAACCUAGGAAAUAAAUAUAUCUCGUUAGUGGGAAUUUUUGAGUUCAUGGGCGAGAAGUCUGUUAUGUGUUUUAUUAAUCGUCCAAAUAUCAGAAAAUUUUCUUAAUUUUAAGUCCUUUAAAUAGCUGCUGGAACUUUCAUUUUUUAGCUUCAAAUGCCUUUCACGCAUGACUAAUUCGUGCAUUUACCUAAUUUGCAUAUUGGUAUUGUAAAAUGUAAAAUAAUUAAUAAAACAUGUAUAGUCUAUGACUUCUAUAUGAGUUUGUAUGCGUUUCAUUUAGCACAGGUAAUCUCAACUGUUUUAGGGUAAAAAGACCAUGGUGGUCAACAUGGCAAAUGUGCCAAAACCUGAAUCUGGGAUGAAAGUCCUGAAAAUGACCCCGCCAUAGAACGGAAGUGUCGACAUAGCUCUAACUUCCGAAAAGGAAAAGCUGUAGCCUUUCUGAAGUGCUUAUAGUGUUUAGAAGGGAUGGUUUUAAGGGUGGUCAUUGCAAGGAAAAAUUUGUCUAAGUAUAGUGUUUUACAAGAAAAUGACCAUGCACAACACCAGGUAAAUUGCUAAUUAUGCAUAAAAUAACUAAUAUGCCUGGCAGAAAUUAAAUUUUCUUAUUUCCUGAAAAAAAUUAUCAUGGCGUGAAAAACUAUGCUUAAUUUAAUUAAAUAAUUAUUGUUGAUUUCAUAAGGAUUGUCAUUGUUUACUUCAAAUAUAAUACAUUUCAUUUCACUUACCCCCCACCAAAACACGAUUUCAGCCAUAUUUUACCGUCUUGUUUGCUUUUUAUCUCCGAAUCUGGUAAUCCAGUUGAUGUACUUUUACUUAAUCAUAAAUGGCUGAAGAUCAGAUUUCAGAGAAGAUUUUAUCAAGAUUUGAAACAGUGCAGUGUAUUUUAUCUUCGAUAUUGUGUCCUUCGAUAUUUCGUAAAAUAUUGCGCCAUUGCAAUGGCUCGCCGCUACUCUGCCCGAUAAAUGCCACUUUUUCGUUUUCCUAUGUAUUUAGAUUACAGUAUAAUUGGAAAUUAUUGUAGAAUAGUCACAAUCAAAAAAUUGAAAACACUAGUUGCACUUGAAAGGAGUAAACCUCCCAUAACACUUGUUGAGUAACAAUUAAUCCAAAAGAAGUCAUUUAAAAGUCACGCGCAAGUUCGCGAAAACUCCUCGUGGGCUACACAGCAGGGGGUGAAUGUUUUCACGAAACGUUUGUUCGCCACCACAGCAACCCAUCUAAAUACACUAUAUUUGUUGUAUUUUUAUGAUUGAUGAUAAAAACCAUAAAUAUUUGCGUAUUUUUAUCAUCAAUCACAAAAAUACAAUAAAUAUAUAGUGUAUCUAUUUAUACUAUGUACUUAUAUUAGUCGUUUUCUCCUUUCAAGUGCAACUAAUGUUUUCAAUUUUUCGAUUGGGACUACUCUACAAUGAAUUACUCGUGGAUACUGUAAUCUAAAUACAUAGGAAGACGAAGAAGGGGCAUUUAUCGGCCAGAAAAGCGGCGAGCCAUUUCAAUGGCGCAAUAUCGAAUAUAAAAUACACUGCACUGUUUCAAAACUUGAUGAAACCUUCUUUGAAACUAAUCUUGUUCAGCCAUUUAUUAUUAUGCAAUAGUACAAGAACUGCAUGAUAUUUGCCAGAUUCGGCCAUAAAAAGCAAACAAGACGGCAAAAUAUGGCUGAAAUCGUGUUUUUGUGGGGGGUAAGUGAGAUAAAGUGUAUUAUAUUUGAAAACAAUGACAAUCCUUAUGACAACAACAAUAAUUAUAUUAAAUUAAGCAUAGUGUUUCACCCCAUAUUUUUUAGGAAAUAAGAAAAUCUAAUUUCUGCCAGGCAUAUUAGUUAUUAAAUGCAUAAUUAGCAAUUUAUCUGGGGUGGUGCAUGGUCAUUUUCUUGUAAAACACUAUACUUAGACAAAUUUUUCCUUCCGAUGACCACUCCUAAAACCAACCCUUCUAACCAUUAUAAGCACUUUAGAAAGGCUAUAGCUUUUCUUUUUUGGAAGUUAGAGCUAUGUCGACACUGCCGUAUCAGGGCGGGGUAUUUGCAGGACUUUCGUCCCGGAUUCAGGUUUUGGCACAUAUGCCAUGUUGACAGCCAUGGUCAUUCUACCAUUAAACAGUUGAGAUUACCUGUGCUAAAUGAAACGCAUACAAACUCAUAUGCAGGUCCGAGACUAGUACUUAAAGUGCCCCUGGCAGCAAAAAUUUUUAUUGGCGAUAUUAAAUCUAGGUAUGAUUUCUAGCGUAUCCGUGAAAAAAUUUUUCAAUUUGGUCAAAUCGUUCCAUUUUUAUGGCGGUUUAAAGUUGGCAAAAAUGCCCUUUAUGAUGGAUCUUGUCCGUCAUCAGAAGAGCCUGGAACGAGCUAUUUUUGUGACGUCACCCAAGGUACUCGUCAAAAUAAGGCUUUCGUUCCAUAUGCAAAUCUAUAAUAAUAGUGUUGGCCAUAUACAUACAGUGCGCUCAUUUUCGGAAAGUAAAAAAGAUGGUUAAUAGCUGUGUAGCUGCCAAUUGCACGAAUAAAUCGUGUCUAAGUUCGGGUAUAAGUCUCCAUACGAUACCUUACUACAACGACGAUCGACCUGAAGCUAAGAGAAGAAGAAAAAUAUGGGUUGACUUCAUAAAGGCAAAACGUGUCUUCGUGUCUUCGAAAGCUUCGACUCUUUGUUCAGCGCACUUUAAGCCUGAAGAUUACGAGCGAAGAUUCUCAAUUUUACCUGGGCAAACGAAACCAAACUACCCCAAAUUAAGAAGCGACGAACUUGGUAUUUGUGUGUAUCCAAGUAUACAUGCUGAGGCGAGGGAAACAUCUGGAGAACCAGUCGUGCAAAGUCCUAGAGAUAGACGGAUGGUGAGUCUGUUUAUAACAAGCUUUUGUUUUGAAUGUUGAGAAAAGAUCCAUGCAUUUUACCGAACUGUUUCAAUUAUUAAUAACAUUUCAUAGCCUGAUAUUGUAGUUGCUGUACUUUUUACUAAUUUCUAAAUCUUUUCAUAAAAGUUGAUAAAAGCUAAUUUGCAAGGUGAAAGAAGCACGUGUGAUGUUAAUGAAAAAUCAUUGUCUUGUAUUUUUUAAAAAGGGUCAUUGUAGGUUUUAUUUUCUCACUGAAACGACUUGCCGACUUCUAAACAUCUUACUAGAUACUGAUACUCAAAGCAAGAAAAGAAAACGCCAACUGGAAAAGCUUGAUGAGAGUCAACUCGAGGAAAGUCACAUUGAUGAGCCAGCAAAUGUAAAGUUUCCUACAUAAAGUUUUACAUCUAUAAUAUAAUACUUGCACUCCAGCUGAAUCUCCCUUUAUGAUAUUCAUGCUACAAAAUCAUUGUUUUUUUAUUAUUUUCUUAGUUUGUCAUUGCCAAUACAGAAAUGGAAUCUCUUCGAGAAACCAAUAGAAGGCUAAAAAACAAAAUUAUUUCCUUGAAAACAUCUGCAAAAGGAAAUAAAUCCAAAAUGAAGCUAAUGAGACGCAGGGGUAAGACUCAUAAUUUCUGCAAUUUAUUGUUAACCGCAGGGACGUCGCGAAGCCAUCAACAUGGGGGGGGGGGUGUUCCUAGGAUUUUGACCAAGUCGUACAAAUUUUGCCCAAAAAUGUUGUCCGGGGGGGGUCAAAAAAAAUUUUCCGCGCUAACAUAAGCGUAUUCAAAACUUUUCAACUAAGAUAAGCAAGGCUUCCAAUUUUUUCACUGCAAACCAAGAGCUUUAAUAUUGUUAAGAUUGCAAACCAUUUCAUAACUUUGGGCAUCUUUUAUCCUGAACUUUGACCUAAUUUUUCCAAGUUUUACCUUAAAUUUUAAGCAAAUAUCAGUUCCGUUUCGACCAACUUUGGGCAAAUAUCAGUUCCAUUUUGACCAACUUUGACCAACGUUUGAAUUAUUGGGGGGGGGUGUUACCCCCCCACACACACACCUAUAGCGACAUCCCUGGUUAAGCGUGUUACAUAAAGAAGCAAUGCUUUAUUUUUAUGCAUAUAUUAUUUAGUACUCCAGCUUGAACAACGCUUAGAGGAACAGUCGGUGGAGAAGAGUGCUGAAGAAUCUGAAAUGGAAGGUGGCAAUAUUGAGAGUGAGGAUGAAGCAUCAGAGGAGGAAAACGAGUUCUAUGAACAUGAUCCUGCCUAUGAGGUAGAUGAUGUCGACAUGGAAGAAGAUGAUGAAGAUUUCAUAGAAGAAGAUAUAGGGUGAGUAAUUUAAUAACUUGGCACCGCCUUUUGCAAUAACAAGCAUCACAACUACCUAUUGUGUAUUAUUAUAAUGUUGCACUUUUGCUUGUUUCAGGUUGUUGCAACACAAUGGAAAUCUACGGUCAGAACCAAAGCACAUUGUGUUUCUGUCACAGCUUCUGCUACUUUUCAACUUUUGCCAUUCAUGCAAAGCUGAUAAUCCAUUGGUGGAAGCAAAAGCUGUUGGAACUGCAGCAGUUGUAACCUCAACAUGCCACAACCCAAAUUGCCCACAGAAAACCACAACAUGGUAUAGCCAGCCACUAACACCUGGGCGUACAAAAGCACGUGCUGGAAACUUUCUUUUAUGUAUGGCAGUCUUGCUUGGUGGUGGCUCUUUUACUAAAAUACGCCAAAUAUUUGCACAUAUGGGUCUUGGAUGUGUCUCCCAUACAACAUACUUCCGUUAUCAGAAGGUAAGAAAGAGCAUUUUCUUAUAAACGAACUACGAAGUAUUGUUUGCAGUGCUUCUAAACUUAUGUAUAUCUAAAGGAAAUGAAACUUAAUUCUCCUUAAAAUAAGCAUGCAUUGGGCCAUUCCAUUUAAUAUAGGCACCCCCCCCCUAUUGAGGGGUCCCUUCAUAAUCCACUUAGGGUAUAAAAAUUUUAGAACCCCCUUGGAUGUGAUUUUUGGAAGUUACCCCAUGGAUAUCUAACACAAUAUCAUUUUUAGUAAUUUACCCCCUUGGAUAUCACUAAAACACCUAAUUUUUGCUAUUUUUGGACAAUUUCCUAAGCUACCCUCUAGGAAAAUUUAAGAUAAAAACACCCUCCCCCCAUAGGAUUUCCAGACCCCUCAAUAGGGGGGGGGGAUGGUGCCUACAUUAAAUGGAAUGGCCCAUUGGUUGAUACAAUAUAUUUGAACUAUAUAAUUAAUAAAUUAUGUUGUACUAUAGACUGUGCUAUUCCCCACCAUCUUCCUUCACUGGAAGAAGUACCAGUCAUUGUUGUUGGAGAAAGCCAAGAAACUAAGAAAUGGUGUUGUUCUGGCAGGGGAUGGUCGGCAUGACAGCAUGGGUCAUUCUGCCAAGUUUUGUGCAUAUACAAUUUUUUGUUGUACUCUUGCACAAAUUAUUCAUUUUAAUCUUGUGCAGGUAGGAAUACUGUAAAUAAUACUAUAGCUUCACUUACUAGUUACUAGCUCUUGAUUAUUCAAUGACACUAACAACUGUUAUUGCAACAUUGUUUUUCUUCCUUUUAGAGAAAUCAGGCAGGAAGUAGUCCAGCAAUGGAGUUUAUGUCUUUUAAGUUAUCCAUGGACUACCUUAUCAACUAUGGCCUCACCAUUACUACCUUCAUAUCAGACAGGCAUACUUCAAUUGCAAAGUAUAUGCGGACAGUUUUGAAACAAAUUAUCCACUAUUUCGAUGUGUGGCACUUGAAGAAAAGUGAGAAUAUUUCCAAUUUUUUAAAUAAUAUAAUUCAUGCUAAUGUCCAGACUGCUUAGGAGUUAGGAUGAGAACCCACUGAGCUAUAAACAUCACUGAAUUACUGAUGAGUUAGUUUAUGAUAAUUAAAUUAAGCCUUCGGGCCCUUCACUAUUUUCCUUCAAUUCUUGUUGACAUUGUUUUCUGUUUGAAAAUUUUAUUGCUUGCAGAAAUAAGAAAGGUGCUUUUCAAAAUUGCGAAAGAGAAAGACUGUGAGGCACUGAAUGAGUGGAUAAAGCCAUGUGAAAACCACCUGCACUGGAGUGCUUCUUCAACUUAUGAUGGCAAUGGUUUGGUAAUCUGGGCAAAAUUCAAAUCCUUUCUACAGCACAUUGUCAACAUCCAUUCAGGGCACAGUGAUCCACUGUUUGACAAGUGUGCUCAUGGAAGCAACAUUCCUGCUAGAAAGUGGUUGACCAUUGGUAUGUAAAACAUUUGGCCUUAAAUGUUUAUGAUGGCAUAUAGUUUACAGUAUGAAUUUUACAACUACCCAGUUUCUUGUUGCAGCAUGUUCGGCUCAUCAGAAUAUAUUCACAAUAUGGUGCAUACAUGAACAGGAAAAUGUUUUAUUUAUAUUCCUUUCCUAUAGAUUCACCCCUCCAUAACAAAGUGUGUGCUGCACUUACAAACAAAAGGCUUAUGAAUGGCAUCAAGAAAGCUUCUCCAUUAGCACAAACCAGCUGUCUAGAGGGCUUUCAUAGUGUUCUCAAUCACUUUGCACCCAAGAUGAUUGCGUACUCUUAUGUUGGACAAUACUGCAGGUUAGAAUCUCUUCUAAUUUAAAUGUUUAUUACUUUGAUUGGUGAAGAACAGUCUAUUAGCACAUUAUGAGAGCAAUUGGAGUUAAUAUAUAUAUAUAUAUUACAUAAUUAGGCAUAUUCUAGCUGUAAUACACUUUAACAGCAACCUGCAGAGAGAGAAAAAAACCAAUCCCGAUAAAUCUGAAAGAAUAAAGGUCAGCUACCCCAAAUUCAAGAAUGGAGAGGCCACAAUUCGAAGUGUUAGGGUUGCUCAGAACUUUGGUAAGUUUCUGUUUAUCUGCAAAUGGUAAUAGUCGGCCGGCCAAGGUAGCAAAAAGUGCCUUCAAAGAGAGUUGAUGGCAACUUUAUGUUAGAAGUUGGUAACAGGCAUUUUCUUAUAGUUUAAGCCUUGGUGAACAAGACUAUAUGUGUUACCACUUCUGAUUUUUGCUUUAUAGCCGAAAAUUUGAGAAUUUUUAAAUUUUGCCUAUUAGAUUACUAUGAUGGCAAAAAAUUUAAAAUCUCAUGUUCUCUCAUACCAAGGCUUAAACUAUAAGAAAAUACCUGUUACCAACUUCUAACAUAAAGUUGCCAUCAAGUUGUACAAAAUCACGUCAUGGCCAGCCGUCUAUAAUGCUGUCUUAUAUUUAACUAUUUACAAUAUACUUUGUUAACUUUUUUUAUAGAUUAUGUACAAGAAAUAUACGAGACUUUCUUGUCAGCGACUGAAAAGGACCUGAAAAGCAAGGAAGCUGAACUGAAGCAAAUGUGCCCCCCUGCUAUGAACACAAUGCUAAAUAAGCAAACAAAGGAGGAGGCAGUGAGGAAAAGAAAUGACAGGAGAGAAAUGACCAUUGAAGAUGUUCCACCCAGUAUUCCUGGUUUGUAAUACUUUGUAAAAUCUGUUGUUUUUUCAUGUUUGGUUAAAUCACUCCCAUUUUUGUUUUUUACUCCAUGACAGAGACAAAUUUAUUUGUCAGAAAUUAGACUAAAAAGUUUGUUAUAUCAACUUUGUAUAGUAUUGCAACAUCUGGAACAACUUAGGCGACAAAAGGAGGCAAAGAAAAAUAAUGAAGGUCCAAAACGCCAUUGUCGAACAUGUGGACAUCCAAUGAAGGGGCAUACUAAAGAUAUAGAUUGUCCAAAAAACAGAACUUAG
Messenger RNA from Paramuricea clavata, 14037 nucleotides. The record is from the annotation of a GenBank genome assembly. Lineage: Eukaryota; Metazoa; Cnidaria; Anthozoa; Malacalcyonacea; Plexauridae.